AUGACUGGCCAAGUCAACAUCGAUCCGAAAGACAUCCAAGCACAUCUGUCUAGUUACGAGGGUGACAAGUACGUCGAAGGCUGGGCUGCACUAUGGGAUAAAGGUGACAGCCUACCCUGGGACCGGGGUUUUCCCAAUCCCGCGUUGGAAGAUGCCCUAGUCCAGCAACGCGCAAUCAUCGGCGGGCCCAUUGCCCAAGAUGCACAGGGCCGGCUAUACAGACGGAAGGCCCUCGUCCCAGGCUGUGGCAGGGGGGUCGAUGUCCUGCUGUUGGCUAGCUUUGGAUACGAUGCCUACGGGCUUGAAUAUAGCGCCAGUGCUGUUGAGGUGUGCAAGAAGGAGGCGGAGGAGCAUCACAGUCGGUAUCCGGUGCAAGACCAGGCACUUGGUCGAGGCAAGGUCACCUUUGUUCAGGGUGAUUUCUUCGAUGAUGCCUGGUUGCAGAAAAUUGAGGGCUCUGCGAAUGGGUUCGACCUUGUCUAUGACUACACGUUCUUCUGCGCUUUAAGACCAGCGCUUCGCCCCAAGUGGCUCUCCGACACACCCAAUUGCUUGCCCCCUCGCCAGCAGGAAAAUUGA
Aspergillus nomiae NRRL 13137 is the source of this 579-nucleotide messenger RNA. Its product is annotated as putative thiol methyltransferase. The coding region runs from base 1 to 579 and encodes 192 amino acids. Gene Ontology annotation, molecular function: S-adenosylmethionine-dependent methyltransferase activity. The record is from RefSeq and is a predicted model, not a curated record. The transcript has a single exon. NCBI's taxonomy places the organism in Eukaryota, Fungi, Ascomycota, Eurotiomycetes, Eurotiales, Aspergillaceae.